Molecule: messenger RNA, 733 nt
Organism: Dipodomys ordii (Ord's kangaroo rat)
Lineage: Eukaryota; Metazoa; Chordata; Mammalia; Rodentia; Heteromyidae
Gene: Palm3
Product: paralemmin 3
Exons: 2
Coding region: 238-630 (130 amino acids)
Biological process (GO): negative regulation of cytokine-mediated signaling pathway; Toll signaling pathway; response to lipopolysaccharide
Source: RefSeq, a predicted model, not a curated record
GAACCCCUGGAUGGGGAGGGGAGGGGAAGCGAACCCCUGGAUGGAGAGAUACAGGGAAGUGAACCCCUGGAUGGGGAGAGGAAAGGAAGUGAACCCCUGGAUGGAGAGAUACAGGGAAGUGAACCCCUGGAUGGAGAGAUACAGGGAAGUGAACCCCUGGAUGGGGAGAGGAGGAGAAGCGAACCCCUAGAUGGGGAGAGGAGGGAAAGUGAGCCCCUGGAUGGGGAGAGCGGAGGUAUGGAGGAGAAGCCCCCAGAGGCCCGGGAGAAGCCGAGUUCAGGGGGGUCCGGGGAGAGCGCAGCGCCCCCGGCAGAGGAGGGGGGUGUCCAGCCUGAGGAGGCCCCGGAGGAGCCAGGACUGCGGCCCGGGGUCAGGCCCGAGGGCUUCCCGGAGCAGGAAGCUGGGAAGGCCGAGGCCCCGGCCGAAGGCCCCGCAGGGGAGGCCGUCCCUCUCCCGACAGAGACCCCGGCCCCGCCGCCGCCCCCCGAGAGCCAGCCUCUGCUCCCGCGGGAGAGGCCCAGCGCCCACCCCGCGCCCACCUACGCCCCUGCCCGGCAGCCGGCGCCCGCCGAGGGCGGGGAGGCCAACGGCCCCAAGCAAAAGACGUGUCAGUGUUGCGCCGUGAUGUGAGCCACGCCGCCCCACGCGCACUCAGCUACCUCGCCGCCCGGCACCCAGGCUGCCACCCGCUCCCGGCUCCGCGCCCACCGCCUGCGGCCUGGCCCCUCCUGCA